Molecule: messenger RNA, 573 nt
Organism: Mesorhabditis spiculigera
Lineage: Eukaryota; Metazoa; Nematoda; Chromadorea; Rhabditida; Rhabditidae
Source: the annotation of a GenBank genome assembly
AUGCCGCGUUCCGUAAAGCGAGGUGGUAAGAAGAUCAAGCGGGUCACUAAGAAUCUUGGAAAUAUCGCUAACAAGAAAAAGAAGGCUGAAAAGAAUAAGAAAAAGCUGCGUUCCGCCUGUCAUCAGCUAGUGAAUGUAUGGGACAAGAAGCGAACGUUGGUGCAAAAUAUUGAAGAUUCGGGUUUGGCCUUCGAUGUGAAUAAGUCGAUUCCUCUAAAACAAGAUUUUCGCGUCGGCAUUGACCAACUUCCGAUGGAGCUUGGAGACGUAGAUGAAGCGAAGCAAAAGGGAACUGUCAAAAAACAGCGUGAUAGCAAGAAAAUUGCGAAAGUGAUUGGUGGCCUGGAAAUAGAACGACAGCAACUUGAAAAGAAGCAAGAAGGAAGAAAGCGAACGCUUCUUGACCGGGAUGUCCAGUUCUGUAUCUAUAUGUUGGAGCGACAUGGUGAUGAUUAUGAGGCAAUGAGUCGCGACAAGAAGAACCUUUUCCAAGAGACGCCCAAGCAGAUCCAGAAGAAGCUCAGAAUUUACAAGGGGUCGCCAUAUUACCAGGCACUUGAGACGGUGGAUUCG